ACCAAAAUCUUCCAUCUAAAUGAAUGUUAUCGCUAUGGUUUAGGCAGUCUGAUGUAGGGGUACAAUGUAAUAUUUAAAUCAUUAUAAAAAAAAUUGAUAAUUACUAAGGAAUGGUGUAAGAAUGGGAUGUUAUAUUAAAUUUCAACCCCAAAGUUAAAUAAGAAUUAGAAGAGAGAGAUAUGAGAAUAUAUUCUUAAUAUCUUUCUAAAGCAGGAUUAAAUAUGUCAAUGAACUUCAAGUUUAUUUCAUAAACUUGUACAUAUUCAUAAAUAUGUACUGUGUCAUUUUUGCCCGGGACUGUACUAUGUGCCCAAUUAACCAAUCAGACACGGAUACUUUCCGCACGCGAACUUUCCAGCUCUGCACAGUAAGUCUGAAUGCGCGAACGAAAAAGAGUGUUGUUGAUUCCGCGAAUAGUGUCGACAAUCAGAAGGAAAUGUCGAACCGCGAUCCGGAUAAUUUGAUGGCCACUAAUGACGAGAGUUUUGACUACCUGUUUAAGAUUGUUCUAAUCGGUGAUUGUGGAACAGGGAAAACAUGUUUCGUUCAAAGGUUUCGAUUUGGCACGUUCAAUGAAACACACGGGAGCACAAUCGGUGUAGACUUUUCCAUGAAAACUGUAUUGAUCGAUGACAAGAAAGUCAAGUUGCAAAUAUGGGACACAGCGGGUCAAGAGAGAUUUCGUACGAUACGUCAGAGUUACUACAGAUCGGCCAACGGUGUUAUUGUAGUCUACGACAUUACGAAAAGAUCCACUUUCUUAAGUUUACAACAUUGGGUUGAAGAAGUACGAAGGUACACUUCAUCACACGUGUUGUUAGUUUUAGUGGGUAACAGAUGUGAUUUAGAACAUUUACGAGAAGUUGAGAAAGAAGAGGCUGAAGCUUUACGUCAGUAUCUUCCCGAAGUGUUACAAGUAGUGGAAACAUCAGCCAAAGAAAAUACCAAUAUAGAUUUCGUAUUCUUUUACUUGGCAUCUGAGCUUAAAAGAAGACACGAGAAUCGACAAAUAAGUACUAAGGAAGACGAAGUUGUUAGGCUUGGUUCAGGAAGGAAAUUAUCCUCGUGUUCUGGUUGCUCCUACAAGAUAUUUUAAACAAUGGCUUCCUAACAAAUAAUUAUCAUUUUGAUGUGCAAAUUUGUACAUAAUAAGAAAAAAAGUACAAUAUUUAUAUAAAAGUUCAAAAAAGAUGUGAUACUCAACAUUAACAAUUUUCUAUAUCCAGUAGAGAAGUAUAUAUGAGAAAGGGCAAUAUUAAAUUAUUGAAGACAA
Molecule: messenger RNA, 1273 nt
Organism: Megalopta genalis
Lineage: Eukaryota; Metazoa; Arthropoda; Insecta; Hymenoptera; Halictidae
Gene: Rab19
Product: RAS oncogene family member Rab19
Molecular function (GO): GTP binding; GTPase activity
Source: RefSeq, a predicted model, not a curated record